Molecule: messenger RNA, 1240 nt
Organism: Musa acuminata AAA Group (dessert banana)
Lineage: Eukaryota; Viridiplantae; Streptophyta; Magnoliopsida; Zingiberales; Musaceae
Product: protein RADIALIS-like 3
Exons: 1
Coding region: 346-624 (92 amino acids)
Molecular function (GO): DNA-binding transcription factor activity
Source: RefSeq, a predicted model, not a curated record
CAUUUAGAUAGGGAGACCAAAAAAAAAAAAGAUGAGAGAGGGACCUUUCCUCUCUCCUCCUUGAGCCUUGUGUUGUCGAUGAUGAUGUCCCUACCUCACACGCAGCAAAGCUCUCCCCUCCUUGUUCCUUGUCCCUUGCUCUUAAGCUCCAUCUCGUGGUUCUCAAGCAAGCUGCUGCUUAUAAAGAUAACCCUGGCAACAGUUUCCUCAUGCCGACAACAGCCCUCCAGCAAACAGUGCUGACACUAUAUAUACACACACACACUCGCACACACACCCGUUUUCCAAUCUCCCAUUCGAUUCUGGAGUCCCCUCGUUCCAUUCUCGAGUCAUCCUCUCGGCAACAUGGCGUCGGGAUCGCUCUCACGUGGCUCGACCUCCUCGUGGACUCCGCAGCAGAACAAGCUCUUCGAGCGGGCUCUCGCGGUGUACGACAAAGACACCCCGGAUCGCUGGCAGAAUGUGGCACGAGCCGUCGGCGGAGGGAAGACCGCCGAAGAGGUCAAGAAACACUACGAGCUGCUGCUUGAGGACCUCGAGCACAUCGAGUCGGGUCGGGUGCCGUAUCCAAAUUACAAGUCUUCCGGCAGCCGGGACGGUGGCGCCGAUGAGGAACAGAGGUAGCCGUACAUCCACUUUCCACUGCUAAAGAGUGCACGGGCUUGUUUGAAGACCGGAAAAGAGUCCACUGAUCCUUCUUUCUCGACCUAAUUAUCUUCGUGUAUGGAAACCAAGAUCACAGUCGCUGUUGUGCCUCAUCCAUGAUGACGGAUCCCUGCCUGCCUUGUCUUCUCCCUCGUUCCGAGACCACCUUACCCUGUUCAAGCAUCAUCACGAGACUAAGUCGGAACGGUUGCUAUCAGCUGGGCAAAAUGCCAACCGGAAAAACCAACAUGGGUUCGCGCUUUGCAUGACACCGAGGACAUCGUCCCAACUCUACUCUGUACAAACUCCUCAUCCUUGUCUGGCUCCUGUUUCAUAUGACGCCGAGAACUACCCUCUCUCUGCCUCGAUCCAACCAUGCUUGAUCUCCAUGUAUGCCAUUCUAAACUCCAUCCCCCCCACCCAUUCGUCGGGACAGACAUGCCAAAACAAUAAGAAUUGCAUAGAUCCGAUAAGAUAUGGAUGGAUGGCUACCCAAAGAUCAUGACUGACACAAGCUUUUUAAUUAACUCGAUUUUCCUAGAGCUGCAUGAACUGGUGGUGCUUUUAACAUAGUAACUUCCCAUGGCGUGGUGCC